AUGGCAGAGUACGUGAACCUGCUGAUGGACACUGCUGGAAAGGACCUAUGGGACGUUUACCGUCGUCACCCUGCACUAGCUGUCCAUCCGUGGCAAGAGCUGCAAUCGAUCCUUUUCGGUUUCCUAAAGCCAGCCACCAAUGCCACACUCUAUACCUCCGUCAUUGCAGGUACAGGGGUCCAGUACAGCGCUUUCCGUGGGGCAAUUGCCACUGCAGAUUCACACAUUCACGAUCUCAGAGCAAUCCUUAACGGAAGUGGACUUGGGAAGUUCGAAGGCAUGCCGACCUGUGCUGGUUGGUUCGCAGUUGCUCUUCCUUCACGAGGGGUCUCUCGCGGACCAUCUGGGCCCUCUGGCUCUCCUACUGGAAACACUGAACAGGGCCCUGGGAAGCGGCCACGUGUUGCAGAUCCUGGAGACAACGACCGAAAGAAGAACCUGGGCAUGUUGAAGUUCGACACGGCCAUCGCCGGAACGAACCGGCUGCCUAUGGUGACUGCCAGAGCUAAGAAGCGUGGCGGUAGAACCCCUGAAAGACUAUGCAUGAAGUUUCUCACGCAAGGUUAUUUCUGCCCCAACGGGAACGAUUGCAAGAUGCCACAUGUAGUCAAUAUCGAUACCCUUACCGGAGACAACAAGUCCAAGCUGGUCGAGUUCGUUAAGAACCAAGCUGGUUUGUCCUGGGCCGAAGGAAAGGCCCCUGCUGGUGAGGUUUAG
Messenger RNA from Seminavis robusta, 717 nucleotides. The record is from the annotation of a GenBank genome assembly. Lineage: Eukaryota; Bacillariophyta; Bacillariophyceae; Naviculales; Naviculaceae.